Messenger RNA from Guillardia theta CCMP2712, 2538 nucleotides. RefSeq lists its product as hypothetical. The transcript is spliced from 13 exons. The record is from RefSeq and is a predicted model, not a curated record. The coding region runs from base 1 to 2538 and encodes 845 amino acids. NCBI's taxonomy places the organism in Eukaryota, Cryptophyceae, Pyrenomonadales, Geminigeraceae.
AUGCCAAAGAGAUCUGUGGAGAAUCUCAGGCUAGAAGGCGAAUUGUACAGGCCUGUUGCUCACAGGAUUCGUGAUCCAUUAGCGACUGGCGCAAUUUUUCGAGCAUCGCCCGAGGCCCUGCGAUCGCCGGUACCGAGGCUGCUUCCAUCUGCAUCUGCAUCAGAGCGGCAAUUUCAUUCUCCUCUGAGCAAAGCUCAAGACCAGAAGCUGCUUCAAGUAACUACAAGGUUCGAUGAACUGUACAGCAAGAGUCCGACCCCCAAGGUCCUCCUUUCAAGAUUGUCGGGUCUUGGACCUCAAAGGGACGAGAACAGCACGUUGAGUCCGAGCAUCUCAAGGGAGAAGGAGAUUUCCCGCAUUGUUUCGCCCAGAGAAGUCGAGAGGCUCAAAAUGGACAGCUCGGGCUUUUCGACUCCUCGCAGCCGAAACAAUACUUCAAGGGUUCUGACGCCAACCUCGGCUCAAUCUCCUUCCAUGAUGUCAGAAGACAUGGAAAUCAUAGACGAUAGCACUGAAAGGACUCCCGGAGACAUUGAGUUCUUCAGUGUGCAGAAAGAAUCGAACUCGAGGCAUGGUAACAAACAAGAUUGGAUCACUCCGAAUGCAGAAGGUCAUGGGGGAGGCCAGAUUACGCGAGAAAAUGUCAAGGUCUUGAAGAAUUGGAUUGUUCGGCUCAAAACAAACUCGAAAGGAGAGACGGGAGUGAUAGUGGAAGGAUUCCUCGCUGAGUCUUCGACGGGAAUCGCCAACGUCUCUGACAGAUCGUUGCAGUGGCGGACAACAUUCAUUCAUAAACGAGAGUCAGCUCUCCGACUCCGAACAAGCAGUGGGACUGUAUACAAACUGCAGGGAGCGAUGGCGAAAGAGGCAGCUUCGUCGGAUAACGACCUCCCACCUGAGAUCCUGAAGGAAUUCAAAAACGGAUUUCCCAAGAAAUGGAAGGAGCUGGUCAGGCAGGCUGAAGUCAUCAUAGCGCUCAACUCUUUGCCGAAAACCCCAAUAACUGAAGCCGAGAAGGAAGCGUUGUCUAAGAAGGGAUCGGGUGCGUCGAAGGAUCAAACUCCGCGCAGCAAGACUGGCGCCAAGUCGGAGCAGAAGCAGGAGAUGAAAGUGCAGAGCGUCUCUGAUCUCAAGUUGUCACGUAGCGGGAGGAAGCUUCAACCUCCCCGGGCCUACUGGCGUCAGGAGAUUCCUGUGUAUGAAACGAGUGGAGCAGAGAGAAACCUUGUUGCGGUCCUUCAAGGGUUUGAGGAGACUGUCUCCGUCAGGCCCAAAUCUCCUGGCUCCAGUCGCAAGAGAACGCGUUCUGCUGUAAAUGCGCAAGCCUCGAAGAAGGACUCAGCGAAGUCGACGAAGAGCGCAAAGCAGAAAAUGGGCGUGAAAGGAGGAAUAAGCAAAUCGCAGGGGAAGGUUGGAAGAAAGGAUAAGGUGAUCAAAACGUCGAAAGCUGAUGCUGCAAAGAAGAACUCAACUUCUAGGAGAUCUCAAACCAAGCAAAGCAGAGCCGAGGGGGGCUCGAAGGAUGAAUCAAAAUCAAAAUCAAAAUCAAAAUCAAAAUCAAAAUCAAAAUCAAAUGAUGAAACGGACACGCAGUCAUUGCAGGAUGAUGAUGAAAUCGACUUGGCGGAGAUUGAGGCUCUUCUAGCUGCUGACACGCAAAGACGUGCAGGCGGCGAGGAAGCAGACGGCAAUGGGAACGAGUUGGAUGGGACGGAAGAGGAUGCUUGGGACGAAGAAAGCAAGGAGGCUCUCAAGGUAGCCUAUCAACAGGUCAAACCUGAUGCAGUGGACUUCUGGGAUGAAGUGGCAAAACUUGUCCCAGGGAAGACAGCACAAGAGUGCUGCAACCAAUACAACCAAGCGUUUCCCACUCCUAAUGUGCUGAAAAAAAGUAAGGUCACUCGAAAGCGCGCAAGCUCCUCGCUGGAGAAGGAAGAAGGUGGAGCAGUGGGCGAGGGCGAGGGUCAGGGCGAGGGCGAAGGCGAGGGCGAGGGCGAGAAGGAGCAAGAGGAGGUCGAUGGUCUUGUCCUCAAGGGGAACAAGGGCACCAACCAGCGCAAGCGAGAGCUGCGCAGCCUCUUGACCGAGGCGGACAAGGAGCAUGACGAUGACAUCUUCGACUCGACCCCCUUCAAGAGCACGCCCUUCCGACAGCUCAAGAAAGCUGCCACUCUGUGGGCUCCCUCGGACGGCAUCGGCGCCCCAUCGCCCCUUGCUCCUCCCUCUGUACGAAACACCGUAAGGAGCAGCAGUCUUCCCAACGGAAUGAGCCCAGGAGUUCUUCGAACGCCAGGGAUUGAAGGGAGGAACGGAAUGGAUGCGUACAUAGACAGGACGAGGGUGAGAGCGAGGACAAGGAACGCUUCCGCACGACCAGCAGCAGCAGCCUCAACCAAAGUUGCCUCUCCUACUGAUGGUCGGAAGCCUUUCAUCAGCAGCAAGCAGGCGACGAGGCUGCUGGCAGCUGUAAAAGAGGCGACCACCGACGAGCGAAGAGAUUCGGACGAGGAGAGUGUAGCUUCGGAAGACUUGCACUAG